Messenger RNA from Colletotrichum costaricense, 3540 nucleotides. RefSeq lists its product as uncharacterized. The transcript has a single exon. The record is from RefSeq and is a predicted model, not a curated record. Bases 1 to 3540 code for a protein of 1179 amino acids. Lineage: Eukaryota; Fungi; Ascomycota; Sordariomycetes; Glomerellales; Glomerellaceae.
AUGGAGAAGCUGAAACUAUUUGUGAAGCACUUCAGAAAGCUGAUAGCUGGCAUUGAAGAUGAGGAAAAGGACGAUCAGGAUGUUGAUCCCGAUUGGGACUUUGACCCAGAUAACUACGACAAAAAAUUCCUCGGAAAGCUGCAGCAGGAUUUCUACGACGCGGUCGAGAUGAUCAAGAUUGCGUUCUUCACUUUUGUUGUCGACGAAGGCUUGCCAUCGCAACAAAGAUGGAUAUACCAGACACUCUUGCUUCAGUAUCGACAAACUCUAAGCAACCAGAUUUAUCCUUGGACUUAUCUAAGUGCCUUUCUAGCUUGGUACUUUCCGAAUAUCAACUUUCACCCAUACACAUUGGCCCUCUUCGCUGACAGCCAGAUUCGUUGCAAGUACGCCAGCUUGCCGAAGGAUCUCGGUUUCUUCUUGAAGCCCGUGAUCUACUCGGGUGCACGUGUUGUGUUCCGAAAACUAUUCGACUUCCGCGAUAUAUCGGUUGCUUUGGAGACAGUCUUGGGAUCUUCCGAUUUCUGGCCUACUGCUGUCGCACCAAUCUUGCCCGGUUUACUGCUCAGUGCCCCAAGGGGUACAAUUAAUGGAUUCGUUCCGGAGGGAAGGCAGGGAAUAAUCAUGGCUGUAGUCGUAUGGGCGUGUGUUACUACUCUUCCCGAAGUUCUUCAUUACUCCUUCUGGUUAUGGUUUACUGGGCCGGACCUAUAUUUGCAGCCUGUGGUGGCCGUCGAGUGGUUGCUGUGCUCGAUCUUCUGGCUUUCAAAGGGGGUUCCCUUCCAGGCAGCUUAUACAAUGCACCUCUUCGUCAACCAGUACCCUCAUCAGGAGUUUUGGCUACGACAUCAUGGUGGAAAGGCUUCACCCAUUCUUCGAAUGGAGCGCCGGGGGUGUCUCUGGUUCGCGAUUACGAGCUUUUUCAUCAAAGCCCUCGAGAUGGAUCCAACCUCAGCUAGGACAGAGCCUUUUGUGCUCCCUGUCAGCACUUCGCUAAAGGUUGCUGUUCUUAUCGGAAUGGGCGUGUAUCUGGUGAGGUAUGGAAUGGCGAUGCGAAUGACGAAGUUCAAGCAUAAGCCAUUGCGACGACCAAACGAAUUCCGCAUUCUUCGGCUUCGGGCUCAGCCCUGCUUCCGGAACUCACCAGUGCAAUGCGAUAUCAUCCACGCAACCUUAGAUUCACCUCCAUCGUAUCGAGCAGUGUCUCACCGUUGGGCAGCUACAGGAGACGAACCACAAAUCAUUCUCGUAGAUGGAGCGCCAUACCUAGUUUCUACAAGCAUUUACGAUCUCCUUGUACAGUUGCGGAGGCUGCGCCUUUCUCAGCUUCUAUGGAUUGACUCUAUUUGCAUUGACCAGGCCGACGCGCAGGAGAAGAGUCGACAAGUCGGGCUGAUGCGAGAAAUUUUCGAGGAGGCCACGUCGACUAUCGGCUGGCUGGGCAAAACUCCAGUAGCAACGAAGGCAUUUGAGCUUGUCCGGCGAAUUGUGACUACGGCACAGAUGGAUCAGACAGAGCUCCUCAAUUUGAAGUCGUCACCUUUGUCCGGAUGGCAAGAACUCCUUUCUCUCUUAACCAAUAGCUGGUUUGAAAGAGUCUGGAUCAUUCAAGAAAUUGCUGCUUCUAAAGAGACCAUACUUCAGAGUGGAAAUACGCUGAUACACUGGGAAGAUUUCGCAGAAGGUCUGGGCCGGAUCUUGGCCCCGGGAACAGGAAACGAUGACCACCUGUCUAUCUUGACCAACGAACAUCUUAUGAAUGCGCUGAUCAUGGAGAAUAUGCGGUUUCAGGUUGACGAGAUUGACCGUCUUGCCCUGAAAGAUGCUUUGAAACUUGGGUCUAGGUUCAAAUCAACACUUUCGGUCGACAAUGUGUUCGCCUUGCUAGGAAUUAUAAAAGAACGCAACGCGCCGUUGUUUCAUCCAAACUUUCGUCAUAGCGAAGUCUUCACAGACGAGAUCUUUUCUCGGGGAGGAGCCGCCAAGGAUAUGUUCGACACUUUGGAUUCAAUUGUUGAGUUUGCCGACGGGCUGAGAAAGACUAAUCCCCUUCAGAGCCGAAAGACAAUCAGAUUACUGAGGUCCUUACCAAAGGCGACACGGUCUUUCAGCGAAAUGGUGGAUGGUAUGCACAGCAUUCUAGAUCGAACAAAACAGUCCAAAGACAGUCCACAGCACAUCAAGCCGGACUAUACUGACAAGAGUACGCCUGAAGUUGUAUACACCAUGGUUGCCCGAGAACUUGUCAGAACCGGAGAUGCCUUCGCCUUUCUGCGAUACGCAGGAAUCGGUAGCUCUAGGAGUCCUUCAUUCGAAAACCUGCCAUCAUGGGUUCCAGACUGGUCAGCCGAGGUCAACGUGUACAUUCUACCUCAUGAUGCCAAACCGCCGACGAAGCGACAAAAGCCGACUUCGACUGAUGCUUUCAAAGGCGACGACAAACAUCACUCUUUAGUUUCUGAUGGCGGGUUCAACUUACUUCACGUCAAGGGAGCUGUGAUCGGCAAGGUCGCUUUGGCAACCAAAAUGCACGACAAUCUCGGGAAGUCUAGAGGAAACAUUCUCAAGGAUGCGAGAACGGAUUUAGAGCUCCAAGUUUCAAGCUUUGAAGCAGCAUUGAGCGCCGCGAAGGGGAUCAAUCUUCCACCAAAUCAGUCGGACGACAGUCGCAAACAUCUCUUUCUCAAUGCGGUUCUGGCAAGAUCUAAUGACGAGGUUCAGGACAAUACUUUCAAGCAGGCUGCAGACUUGCUAGCAGAACGCAUGGAGAAUGACCAAAAGCUUCUCCAGAAGCUUCGAGAAAGCAACUUGGAUAAUAGCCCGCGUCCACACAUCCCUACCCAUAGCGAUCCGUCAUUAAAAUCCUUGGAGGCCAUGGCAAGGGAUUAUCUUAUAAAACGAAAGGUUCAAUCCUCCUCCAACAGCAAGUUUGCACAUCUUAUGAAAACGGAUGUCUUGCCUAGUUUCGAGCACUAUCGUUGGCAAGAGAAAACCUUUACACUUCCGCCAGGAGGUCCCUUGCGAAUGUUUGACAAGCGCGGCACGAGUGUCCUGGCAGCAUACGAUCAAUAUGUGGACUACACCCUCGGGAGAAAGUUCAUCGUGCUCGGAACGGGGCAAAUGGGCUUAGCACCAGCAGGGGUUGAAGUUGGCGACUUAAUCAUCUGGGUGAAAGAACACGCAGUCUUUCUGACUCUACGGCCGGCUCCUAUAUCAACGCGCGUGAAAGAGGAAUUGAAACUUGAAGAAUUGCGGAAGCAAGAGUUGGCGAGGCAAAGGGCCGAAAAAGAGAAUGCUAGGAAAGAAAAGAUUGACAAGGAUGGUGCCGAAAAACAAAAAGAAGUUCACAAAGCAGAACAGGCACGUGGUGAAGGAGAAGAAGAUGAAAGGGGCCCAAGCGAGGCUAGCAACAGCAACUUGUUCGAUCUAGACAACACCUUUCGAUUAAUCGGAGAGGCCUUUGUCAGCAACGCACAACAAGGCCCAGACAGGGCAGCUGCAGCAGGGGACGGCGAUCGAGAAUGGUUCAGCUUGUGGUAA